Messenger RNA from Phanerochaete carnosa HHB-10118-sp, 1874 nucleotides. RefSeq lists its product as uncharacterized. Bases 138 to 1763 code for a protein of 541 amino acids. The transcript has 11 exons. Gene Ontology annotation, biological process: DNA-templated transcription. Gene Ontology annotation, molecular function: single-stranded DNA binding. NCBI's taxonomy places the organism in Eukaryota, Fungi, Basidiomycota, Agaricomycetes, Polyporales, Phanerochaetaceae. The record is from RefSeq and is a predicted model, not a curated record. Gene Ontology annotation, cellular component: RNA polymerase III complex.
AGUACAUCCCACCUCGACCUCGAUUUCCAGACACGCGCCCGGUGCGCGCGAAUGAUGCGAAGAUAGACAAUUCUUGCAAGAAUCCGCCAUACAAAAGAAAGGCCAACAUAUACCCGCCAGAGCUGGAUCGGCUCAAGAUGACAGACACUAAUACAGCAAACCUCUGCGAGCAGAUCAUCACGAGAGAGUUUGGGCCACUGACUGCGAAAGCUGCCGCGGUACUGCUACAUCGAGGCCGUCUCCCGCUAGCUCAAAUCAUCCGCUUCUCAGGACUGAGGCCUCGGACGGCGCGCACGUGCGUCAUUGUGCUCGUGCAGCACAAUGUGCUUUGGCAUGCGCAGACCGAUACCGAUGGCGAGGUGCUCGAAUUCAACACAGACGAGUGUCUCAUGAGGCUAAGAUACGGACGCUACGCCUGGCAGGCGGAGCAGUUGUUCGGGAAAGUGGGAGCGGAGAUUGUUCAGCUAAUUCUGGAUAAUGGCAAGCUUCGUCGUCCAGAUGUCAUUUCGCGGCUGUCUAUAUACGACCCAGUCAAAGCGCACUCCCUAUACUCUCAGGCCUUUCACAAGUUGGUCGAAGCAUCCUACCUCAAGCCUUCCACCGUACUAUCACACCAAUCUCCGAGAGACAAGCGCAUACAAUACGGAGCGGAAGAGAAGGCGAAAUUAUCUGGCUUUCCUACUGCGAAGGAGCUACGCCAGGCAAAAGAGGUGGCAGAAGCGCGACUACGCAGAGAGGAGGAGGAAGCGGAAAAAAUUGGAACGAAACGCAAAGCGAGAGAGCAGAGGAGCCACAGGCUCAAGAAACGGAAGACGACCGAGGAAGAUGUAGUCGAUGACGACGUGUAUUUCCGUAUAAACUGUGAAAGGUUCAACAUCCACGUCCGGAACAAGAUUAUCGAGGACGCCGUGAGGGAACGUUACAACGAUUCGGCGGCCUUAGUCAUGCGCGCUGCGUUAAAGUCGACCGAAGCAAAGCAGCUGAAGUUAACAGACGUCCGUUCAGACCCAACAUCUCUGGCAAAUAUCGCCACGCAUAUCUCGGAAGACGAGGAUCUUUCAAUUGGUCUUGCUAUUGGCAAGAGGCCAUCGCAGAUGGCCAUGCUGAAGGAUUACUGCGGUAUCCUUGCUGCCGCAGACAAUCCGACGCCGGCCGGAAAAGCUGCUUCGUUCGUGUCGCUGAAUGGAUCGAAAGUCCAGGUCGAAUUCGAAAUCAUAGACAACCGUCUGCGGCGACGAAUCCUUGAGGCUGUUACUCGUGAACGCUACGGAGACGAUGGCGUGAGGAUCAUUAGCUUGCUACUCAGUACCGGCAAACUGGAUGAGAAGCAGAUAUCCAAAACUGGCAUGAUGGCGCCAAAAGAUGUCCGACCGCUAUUGUCUGCCAUGGCCGCUGACUCGUUGAUCAGCCUUCAGGAGGUCCCGAAAAGUGCUGAUCGAAAUCCUGCACGAACGUUCUUUCUCUGGUACGUGGACCUGCAAAAAGCGUACACCGUCCUCGUGGGAAGUCUGUACAAGACGUUAUACAAUGUCAUAACAAGACGGAAAUCGGAACAGGAAGAACCACUGUUGAAGGCGGUGCUGGAGAAGCGGCAGCGGACUGAUGUUAUGCAGGACGAGGAGCGACUAUUGACUCGCAGCGAGCGGGAACUUCUGGCGCAGUGGGAGAAGAAGCGAGAGAAACUUACGGUGCUCGAAAUGAGGGUGGAAGAAUCAGUGUUUAUUCUAAGGGACAUGGGUUGUUUCAGCGCUGAGGACGAGUGAUCAUUGACCUUCCACUGUGCACUUGCCAAGCGAUCCAGGCCUAUUACAUAAGCCAGCGACCCGAGACAAUGGCGCAAGAAGACGGAGAAAUAGAGUUCAUUCAACAAACGC